Messenger RNA from Saprolegnia diclina VS20, 1188 nucleotides. RefSeq lists its product as hypothetical. Bases 1 to 1188 code for a protein of 395 amino acids. The transcript has 2 exons. The record is from RefSeq and is a predicted model, not a curated record. Lineage: Eukaryota; Oomycota; Saprolegniomycetes; Saprolegniales; Saprolegniaceae. Gene Ontology annotation, molecular function: cysteine-type deubiquitinase activity; protein binding.
AUGGACCCCACCGAGCACGACACGUUGGCACUCCUCCGCCCGUUCGCCGCGUCCGCCGACGACGUUGUCGAGGUGCACGUGCCCGCGGGCCCGCUGGCCAUCGUCAUGGACCGUACCAACGACCAGAACGCUGUGAUCGAGUCGUUUGCCAAGCUGCCGUCGGGCCUCGCCGGCGCCAUCGAAAUGCACGGCGGCAUUCCACCCGGGUCGGUCCUCGUCGCGAUCAACCAGAAGGAUGUCUCGGGCCUCAACACAAAGCAAGUCAGCGACAUCUUGCGCGAGCAGAAGGACAAGUCCAAGGUCCUCGGCUGGCGCGUCAACAAGCCGCUUUCGCCCAUCAAACCGCUCUCGCCACGCAAGCCGGUCGCUGCCCCGCCGACGCCCGUCUCGGUGGCGACGCCGCCGGUGGCGGACCGGCGCGCCUCGAACGGUACCGAGUUUGUCACGGAGAACAUUGUCGUGCUCGUCCCGUCGGGCCCGCUCGGCCUCCUCCUCGACGGCCAACUCAAGCACCGCGCGGUCGUGCAAGGUUUCCAAAAGCUACCGGACGGGUCGCCCGGCGUGCUCGAGCUCCACGACAACAUUCAUCCUGGCGCAAGCCUCGUCGCGAUCAACGGCGAAGACGUGAGCGCGUGGCCGCUCGAUGCCGUCACGCGGCGCCUCGGCGAGCUCGCGUCGACCGAGCGCAUUCUCGAGUUUGCGCUGCCGCGUCGCCGCGCCAACUCGCAGGACUUUGAUCUGCGCCGCAAGGAAGAGUUUACGUUCCUCAAGAAGCACGACAAGACCAAGAUUGCGCGCGGCGAGUGCUGGCUCGUGAUCGACGCCAAGUGGAUCGAGCGUUGGGUGCUGUACGCGGCCAUGAACGGGCCGCCGCCCGGCCCGAUCACGAACGAGACUCUGGUCAUGGACGGGUGGCAGGAGCGUCUCAGCGGCGCGGUGGCCGGCGACCCGGAUCGCCCGCGUGCGAAUCUCAAGGUCGGCGUCGACUACCGCUGCGUGACGCCGCUUGUUUGGUGCUUCUUUGUCGCGCUGCACGGCACGAGCAAGCUCCCGCCCCUCGCGCGCUACAAGAUGGACGUGUACGCCAACCCGAUCUCGGCGCUCGAGGCCAACAAGAUCCUCAAGCCCAUGUCGCUCAAAGCCGAGACGACAGUCACCGAGAUCAAGCAGCGGUGCCACAUUGAGUAG